Molecule: messenger RNA, 1344 nt
Organism: Heterostelium album PN500
Lineage: Eukaryota; Evosea; Eumycetozoa; Acytosteliales; Acytosteliaceae
Exons: 3
Coding region: 1-1344 (447 amino acids)
Source: RefSeq, a predicted model, not a curated record
AUGUCAAGUUUUAAAUAUCUAGGUAUUGUAAAUACGAUCAAGAGAAACAUUGGUUGUACAAAAUAUAUAAAUAACAACAGCAGCAGUAGUAAUAGUAAAUUUAGACAUAUAUUAAGAAGCAGCAGCAGUAGUAAUAGUAUAGUUUGUUGUAUUAGUAGUAGCAACAACAAUAAAAGAUAUUUCUGUACAAAUCAAAUAAAUGUUAAUACAUCUUCUUCUUCUUCAACUUUAAAUAAUGAAAAUGAUAAAAAAGAAAAAACAACAACAACAACACAAACAACAUCGACAUCGACAACAACUACUACUUCAGAGGAGAAACCAAAAUCACAAUGUUGGUGUCUAAUCAAUUGUAAAUUAGAAUCAAAGAGAAUACAUGUAUCUAAAGUUAAACCUAUUCCAUAUAUUAUUAUUGAUAAUUUGAUUAUUUUGUUAACAAUAAUUGUUAAUGAUAACGAUAUAACAAUUUACAAUUUAGAUGAAAACGAUAAAGGAUAUGUUCUUGGUGAAUAUAAUAUAAAUUAUGAAUCACCAUUGUGUGAAUCGAGAAAGCAGGUAUUGGAUGUUCUGGUGCGUGAGAAGGAUCAAUCGAUUCAAGAGCAACUGCUAGAGUCACAGCAACAGAAGAACGACGAAGAGAAGGAGAAGGAAGAAGAGAAAAAGCAGACAAAGAGUUUGUUCAAGACCGAAGAGGAGAAGGAGGAGGACGAUCGUGUCUACCCAGUACUCAACGAUACCACCACUUCCAUCGGACCGUGUCACAUCCUCUACAAGAACGAAUGGAUAGUAACCGUUGUAGAGAGAACUGAAACCGAUAACAAAGAUAAUGAACCUUAUUUUGUAUUAAAAUUAAAAACACCUAUUAGAUUAACAAAUGAUCUAUCGUUUAAUAUUGAAAGUCUAUCGUAUUUCUCGUCGAUUGAGAAGUUGUUGUCUUUUACCAAGUCGGUGGAUUGCAGCGAUAAGGAAUUCGAAAAGUUGUUCUUGACAAAGUCCGAUUCGAAAUGGACGAAACAAGAGACAAAGUGGCUGGUUGAGAAACGGCCUUUCUUGAGAGAGGCAUUGAUGUCGUUGAAGCUGCAUCUGUUGCCAUCGGUCGGAUUCAACAAUUGCGGUAUCAAUUUGGAGUUGAAGAAAGAGGAUCGUGUCAAGUGUAAACAAGAUUCAUCGCUGGAGUUCCCCGAUGGUGUCUAUCAGCUGUGUCUGGAGAUCGACAGUACCGAAUCGAUUUGGAAGAAGAACCCAGAGACCAUCGAAAAGAUUCUUUACCUCUACACCGUCAUGUUUGACAGUUUAGCAUCUAUCAACUAUAUAGAUGAUGCACCAAUAGAUCAAGUUUAUCUAUAA